UACUUUAAGAGGACGGCCAAACGCACCAAAACUCACAACACCCAUAGUCAUGGAAGUCAAGAAAUCAGCUCUCUCCUUCGUAUCAUUUAUCAUAUGGGUCAUCUUACUUUCAUGCAAUCUAUCAUCAUCAUCAUCAUCACCACCAUCCAAAUCAGAAGCCAAUGCUCUCCUUCAAUGGAAAUCCACCUUCCAAACUCAAUCUCUUCAUUCAUGGUCACUUCCAAAUGCUACUAACACAGUCCCAAGAAUUCCAUGCAAAUGGUUAGGAAUUGCAUGCAACCAUGCAAGACGUGUAACCGAAAUAAACCUACCGAAUGCUGGCUUACAAGGUAAUCUUGAUAACUUCAGUUUCUCAUCCUUUCCAUUUCUAACCCGUCUUGAUCUCAGUGGCAACUCAUUCCUUGGAACCAUCCCACGCCAUAUCGGUACUCUCACCAAUCUUGCCUUUCUCAAUUUAUCUAUGAAUGAUUUUUCUGGCACCUUACCUCCUUCAAUUGCUAAUCUCUCUCAAAUUACAGUGAUUGAUAUUUCCAACAAUACAGUAUCAGGUGAACUUUCUCCAUAUUUCUUUGCCAAUUGGACCAGACUCACCUCCCUCCAACUCCAAAAUAAUCAACUCAGUGGAAGAAUUCCUUCCGAAAUCAGCUUACUCGAGAAUCUCCAUCUAUUGGACUUCUCGGGAAACAAGAUAACCGGUUCAAUACCUUGGGAGAUAGGAAGUUUGGAAAAUCUGGUUGCACUGAGUUUGAGUAGAAACAAUCUCUUUGGUGCACUCCCUCCAUCUUUAGGUAAUUUGAGCAAUCUACGCAUCUUGUCCGUCUCCGAAAACCAAAUUUCCAGUUCCAUCCCACCAGAAAUAGGAAACUUGAAAUCUCUUAGUGUCCUAAGCUUGCGAAAAAACAAUCUUACCGGUUCGAUCCCUACCACACUGAAGAAUUUGACAAAGCUUACCAAAUUGCUGCUCAAACACAAUAAUAUUGUCAGUCUGAUUCCACUAGAAAUAGGAAAUUUGAUGAAUUUGAAUGUGUUAGAACUAUCAGCUAAUAAUCUAACAGGCUCCAUCCCUUCCACUCUCGGAAAUUUAACAAAACUCACGCAUUUAUCCCUCUCCAGGAAUCACAUUUCUGGUUCAAUCCCUCUUUCUUUAGGAAAAUUGAGUAACCUAAUCGAAUUGCUUCUCUACGAAAAUCAAUUAUCCGGUCCAAUACCUCAAGAAAUGGCAAACCUAGGAAAUUUGGUAGGGAUUGGCAUUGGUGACAAUAACUUCUCAGGGCAUCUACCAAACCAGCUUUGCCGAGGCGGAUCUCUUGAAAAAUUCGCUGCGUACAACAACCGUUUCAUGGGUUCGAUCCCGGAAAGCUUGAGGAACUGUUUGAGCUUGACUAGGGUUCGGCUUGAAGGAAACCAACUCAGUGGAGACAUAUCCAAACAAUUCAAAGAAUGUACAAAUCUAGGAUAUGUCGAUUUGAGUAACAACGGAUUCUUCGGUGAACUCCCGUCUAGUUGGGCUGAGUGCCAGAAUUUAACAAAGCUACAAAUCUCUGAUAAUAGGAUUACCGGUAGCAUACCGCCCCAGUUCGGUCAGUUGACUAAGCUUGGAGUAUUGGAUCUUUCUUCAAAUUAUCUAGGCGGUGAGAUUCCAAAGGAGUUAGGUGGGUUGAUUUCAUUAUUCGACCUGCGUUUAGAUAAUAACAGACUUUCUGGGGUUUUACCAUCUGAAAUUGGGAAGCUAUACGACCUGACGAUUCUUGAUCUCUCAGCGAACAACUUCAGCGGACCGAUACCGGAACAAUUAGGCGAUUGCUCCAAACUUCUGCAUUUGAAAUUGAGCAAAAACCAUCUGAAUGGAAGCAUUCCAUUUCAAAUUGGUAAUUUGGCAAAUGUACAAGAUUUGUUGGAUCUUAGCCAUAAUUCCCUCACUGGAGAGGUGCCAUCACAGCUCAGAAAACUGCAAAAGCUAGAGAACCUAAAUCUUUCCCACAAUAAGCUGUCAGGUUCCAUUCCAUCUUCCUUUCAAGAGAUGCUGAGCUUGUUAACGGUGGAUAUAUCGUAUAAUGAUUUGGAAGGCCCGCUUCCUGAUACUAAAGUGUUCCGAGAAGCUGCACCGGAAGAUUUUAUCAACAACAAAGGCUUAUGUGGGGAAUCAGUGCAAGGUUUGCCCCCCUGCAAUUCAUCUUCAGUAGGGAAAGGUUCAGAUGGCACAACUAAAGAUUACAGAAAUGUGAUUUUCAUUGUGGUUCCUCUUGCGGUAGCAGUAUUUCUUCUACUUGGAUGUUGUUGCAUUUUCUAUUUUCUUUGCCGCCAGAGAUCGACAACAGUUGAUAAUGGGGUGAGAGAAAUGAAUAGCGAUCUCUUCUCGGUGUGGAGUUACGAUGGGAGAAUUGUGUACAAUGACAUCAUUGAAGCGACUGAGAAUUUCGAUGACAAGUAUUGCAUUGCAGUUGGAGGAUAUGGGAAGAUUUACAAGGCGGAGCUACCGACAGGUCAAGUAGUAGCCAUAAAGAAGCUUCACCGUGUGGAUGGGGUCGAGCUAACUGAUCAGAGAAGCUUCAUGAAUGAGACGAGAGCAUUAACAGAAAUCCGGCAUCGCAACAUUGUGAAGCUUUAUGGGUUUUGUUUCCAUGCGCAAUGUAUGUUUUUGGUGUAUGAGUAUAUGGAAAGGGGAAGCUUGACUACUGUGCUAAGCAGCGAAGGAAGCAGCAUGGAAUUGGACUGGGUUAAGAGGGUGAAUGUGGUGAAAGCCAUGGCACAUGCCUUAACUUACAUGCACCAUGAUUGCACCCCGCCCAUUCUACACCGCGACAUAUCGAGUAACAAUGUCUUGCUCAAUUCUGAUUUUGAGGCUUGUGUAUCUGACUUCGGCACCGCCCGACUGUUGAAGCCCAAUUCAUCUAAUUGGACCACUCCGGCUGGCACUUACGGGUAUAUCGCUCCAGAGCUUGCUUACACAAUGCAGGUGACUGAAAAAUGCGAUGUGUAUAGCUUUGGAGUUGUAGCAUUGGAAGUGGUAGUGGGAAGGCAUCCGGGGGAUCUUAUCUCCAAUUUAUCACAGUCAAGCGCCGAAAACAUGCUUCUGAAGAGUGUAUUAGACCAACGUCUCCCGUCUCCCACCAUCAAAGUUUCAGAGGAAGUUGUUUUAACAGUAGCACUGGCACUUGCCUGUGUGCGUUCUAGUCCGCAAUCAAGGCCCACCAUGCAACAUGUGUCGCGGGAGCUAUCUGCUCCAAGGGUGUCUCUUCCGGUGCCAUUCGACCAAAUCACAUUGUGUGAUCUAAUGGAUCUCGCAAUAUGAUUUGAUUACGUGGAAAAGUUAUCAGACGUGCAGUGGUGUAGAUUGGGCCACCAUGAUAUCAUGUUGAUGUAUCAUUCUUUUGUGCGUGUGUGUGUGUAUGUGUUUGUAAUGUUUGAAUUACUGAUUUAUUGAAAUUUGACACUAAUGCUGUGGAACUGAUUGAACCGGAUAUUUGUGAUGGUUGACAUGCCUAUAACAAUAAACAGUUAAGGCUACUCAUAUAGAGAACGCAUGAUUUUUUAUUUUAUUUUAUUUAUUUUAUAUUUUUCUUCUUUCAGAUUGCAAGGUUGACUUAGAUAAUAGGAAAUUUUAAGAUUCAGUUCCAUAGUUCAAAACCCAAAAAUGUGGCCGGACUCGAUGUCCAGCUGGGUUAGGUUGAUCCAACAACU
Molecule: messenger RNA, 3681 nt
Organism: Magnolia sinica
Lineage: Eukaryota; Viridiplantae; Streptophyta; Magnoliopsida; Magnoliales; Magnoliaceae
Product: MDIS1-interacting receptor like kinase 2-like
Exons: 2
Coding region: 50-3292 (1080 amino acids)
Biological process (GO): protein phosphorylation; hormone-mediated signaling pathway
Cellular component (GO): plasma membrane
Molecular function (GO): protein binding; protein kinase activity; ATP binding
Source: RefSeq, a predicted model, not a curated record